Selaginella moellendorffii is the source of this 1455-nucleotide messenger RNA. RefSeq lists its product as uncharacterized. NCBI's taxonomy places the organism in Eukaryota, Viridiplantae, Streptophyta, Lycopodiopsida, Selaginellales, Selaginellaceae. The transcript is spliced from 4 exons. The record is from RefSeq and is a predicted model, not a curated record. The coding region runs from base 1 to 1455 and encodes 484 amino acids.
AUGGCUAAAACCAUCGACGACCAAGUUUUGGCUGGAAAACACCAAAGCAAGAAACGAGCAGUUUCUACACGUGUCGAAGGCAUCCAAAGCACUGGAGGAGAGAGUUUUGUUGCUUCCCAGAGUUCUACACCAGGUGGCAAUUCUGUAGAAGGAAUUUCCAGCUCGUUCUCACCAUUUCAAGGAGAUGGUGCAGCAGAUUGCAAGGCAUGGAACGAUCUUCCAACAGAGACAGCAUUGCGAGAGCAAUUGUUGCAAGUGGAGAAAGCCAAUCUUGAAGUUCAACUUGCCAAGGUGAAGGCACGUUGGAAGAAUUGUGGGGUUACUCUUGUUGCUGAUGCAUGGAAUGACACAAGAAAUCGACAUAUCAUGGGGCUUGUUGCAUACAGCAGAGGACAGUCGACUUUUCUCGAGGCCAUUGAUAUAUCUUCUAGUGGGAAGACAGCUGAUAACGUUUUUGCGACAUGGGAGCAAGGUAUCGAGAUUGUUGGAGAGGAGAAUGUUGUUCUUAUUGUCACGGAUGGUGAGGCUUCAAACAAGGCUGCUGCUAGGCUUCUAGAGGCGAGGAAGCCAAGGAUUAUAUGGGCUCCAUGCUUAGCUCAUUGUUUGAACAACAUUCUCAAGGAUUUCGCAAAACUACCAUGGAUGGUUGGGCUGCUAGACAAGGGAAAGACUCUGGGUGGCUUCCUCCGGAACCAUUCGCAUCUAGUAGCGAUUUUGGCAUCCUUCUCUUCACGACGAGUGUUGAAGUUCAGUGAAACACGAUUCGCCUUCAACUUUCUUAUGAUGGAGAGAUUGGUGGAGCUGAGACCAAAGCUACAACAAAUGUUUCUGAGUGACGCUUACAAUGCAAGGCUAGAGUCAAGAACAGAUUCUGGGAUAGCAUGCCGAGGAAUUGUGUUCAAAGAUACAUAUUGGAACGAGGUUAACCACAUGCUGGGUGUUUCAAGGAGGGUGAUGUAUUUGCUAUGGAUGGUUGACGGAGACGUGCCUGGUCUACGAGGUCUACGAGGGGAUGGAUCAGAUGAGCGAGAACAUCUGUCAACAAGAGGAGAACAAUCUAAGGGGCAAGGACAGGAAAAAUCCAGGGAAGUUUCCAAAGAUUGGAACAUGUACUUGGAGAUCCAGUUCCCUGACUAUCAGCAAAGGUCAACUAUAAAAAAUCAGCUUUGCCAAUACAGGAACUUGGAGGGUAGUUUUGGCACCGGGGACUCUCAGAUGGAUCGUACAACAAAGGGUUCUGUGCAGUGGUGGGAGGACAAUGGCUACUCAGGUCCAGAUUUGCAGAGUAAUACCAAGUUGAUAGGGAGCCACACUUCCUAUGACAAGUUUGUGGGAUUGAGCCAGACAGGAAGUAUUCCUCAAAUUACUGAUGCUGAUAUUGAAGCUAUGGAAGAAGAGGACGAAGAUGAAGAUGAUGAUGCUGCUAAUGAGGAGCUUCUAGAUGAGAUGGAGUGA